Molecule: messenger RNA, 665 nt
Organism: Amblyraja radiata (thorny skate)
Lineage: Eukaryota; Metazoa; Chordata; Chondrichthyes; Rajiformes; Rajidae
Product: 60S ribosomal protein L11-like
Exons: 6
Coding region: 91-621 (176 amino acids)
Biological process (GO): translation
Cellular component (GO): ribosome
Molecular function (GO): structural constituent of ribosome
Source: RefSeq, a predicted model, not a curated record
CAGGCCUGUGAUUGGCUGCGGCGGCGGGACGGCGGCGUGGUGGGCGGCUCCCGGCAUGCCCCUCGUCCUUUGGCCGGGGUUGCGGCGGUGAUGGCGGGCGAGAAGAAGGAAAACCCUAUGCGUGAGCUCCGCAUUAGGAAACUAUGUCUGAACAUCUGUGUAGGUGAAAGUGGUGACAGACUCACCAGAGCUGCUAAAGUGCUGGAGCAACUCACUGGCCAGACCCCAGUGUUUUCAAAAGCUCGCUAUACGGUGCGGUCCUUUGGCAUUCGGAGAAAUGAGAAGAUUGCUGUUCAUUGCACAAUUCGAGGGGCCAAAGCUGAAGAAAUCUUAGAGAAGGGUCUGAAGGUUCGGGAGUAUGAAUUGAGGAAGAGCAACUUCUGUAACACUGGGAACUUUGGCUUUGGAAUCCAGGAGCACAUCGAUCUGGGCAUUAAAUAUGAUCCCAGCAUCGGAAUUUAUGGUUUGGAUUUCUACGUGGUCAUGGGGCGACCUGGUUUCAGCAUUUCUGAUAAGAAGGUCAAAAGAGGACGCAUUGGCUCAAAGCAUAAAAUUUCCAAGGAAGAAUCGAUGAGGUGGUUUCAACAGAAAUAUGACGGCAUCCUUCUUCCUGGAAAGUAAUUUGAAGACCAUGUGAAACAUGCAAUAAAGACAAACUAACCGUA